Molecule: messenger RNA, 5662 nt
Organism: Melopsittacus undulatus (budgerigar)
Lineage: Eukaryota; Metazoa; Chordata; Aves; Psittaciformes; Psittaculidae
Gene: KLHDC8A
Product: kelch domain containing 8A
Exons: 10
Coding region: 3570-4907 (445 amino acids)
Molecular function (GO): protein binding
Source: RefSeq, a predicted model, not a curated record
UUAACUGUUGUGUUAGAGGACAACACCAGUGGGACAGAACCCAUGGAAGUCAAAGGUUCUCUUGUGUGAUCUUUGUUUUCCUUUGUUCUCAAUGAACAUGGACUCCUCUUUCAAACCCCUUUCACCUGAGUGCUUGCUGUAGAUGUUUGUCUAUAGCAGUGACUUGGCUUUUAUGGCCUGUGAGACAGGUACCUGUCACUUGCCACACAGGAAUAGAAACAACAACAUCAGGAAUGUCGCUGAGGUCACCUCAUUUUAUCUUUCCCCAAUUGCUUUAGUUAAUAGCACAGAGAAAGGGAAGAACUUUGCUCCAGCAAACAGCCCAAGGAGACAUUAAAGAGCAGGAUCUGUUGAGGGGAGGCAGAAGAGGAGCGGCUUGAGGCAGUUUUGCCCUUUAGAACAAACAGCCUCUGAUCUCCGGAGUUGAUUUCUCCCCCCUCAUGGGGCUGGCAAAUGUGAUAAUCAAAAUCGGGUCACCAGAGACCAAGGGGUGCAGGAGCAGCUGUUGCAUGCAGCCGUGCACAGGGUUUCUGUGCUAGCAAUGAUUCAUUUGGUCUGUGUAAUAUAUAUGGAAAUGUGCUGCAGGAGCAUCGCUGGAACCCACCCAUUGUGUUCCUAGAGCCCUGACAGUGCUGCUCCUUGAUUUGUGGACCUGACGUGGCUUUUUCCUUCUCGGUAUGGCAAAUAAACACGGGCAAUCUACCUUUACAGCAGGCAGCAUUACUUCCCUGUGCUCAUCUGUAUGUGUGUGCUGCUUUCAGACUGACAGAGCAAUAGUUCCAGCACAGAAAGCAUUGGCUAAAUGAAGGCUGCAGCAGGGAGUUGUAUGGAAAGCAAACAAAACCCUGCUGCAGAAGCACUGUGCCUCAACAGAUAAAGGCAGAAUAAAGAGGAUGAAGUGGGGGGACCAUUGUGGGGGUCACCUAACCUGAAAAAUCAGAGCUGAAAGGGGUUCAUACUCGAGUGGAGCAUUGGGCUUUAAUCUCCAAAAGCCUUUUGGGGAGUUCCUUCCACUCAAAGCUGCUUUGCCCCCACCUUUUCUUUCUUGUGAUGUCCUUUGAAGUUCCCUUCAAAGACAAAGCCAAACUUCCCGUUUCUGCUGGAGCCUGCAAUGAGGAUCCAGCUUUGUUUCAGCAGUGACUUGAGCGGGGUAAGUUUGUUGCUGCUUUAAAAGGGAGAUGCUUCAGACACGUUGUGACCCCCCCGGAGCCACCGGCUGUGCAUGGGGCUAAUCUGACCAUGCAGCAGCUGUCAUCACAAAGGCAGAGCUGGUUCAAACACAGCUUCUUUGUGCAGGGAUUGGGAAUGAGUUAAAGGGAAAGGUUCUUUGCUGCUUGGGCAGCGUUGGGCUGCGGGGCUGGAUCCGUCGCUGUUCGCUGGGGUUUGGUGGGUGAUCCCUCACAGGUGAGUGCGAUCCUCAGGCUCCAAUGUGGCUGCGUUUGCAGCCCCUCUGUGAUCCUGGAGCCAGGGUCUGUAGGUGCCUGCCUGGAUGCUGCUUGGUUGAUGGCAAAGCACAUCUGUGACCACCGAGGGCUCCAGUGCCUGCACAAGAAGAGCUCCAUGUGACUGAUGCGCUGUAGCCUUGUUGAGAAUCACACCAUACAACCUGGUGUAGGAGUUUCAGGUGAAUUCACUUGUGGUUUAAGGAAUGUUUUUUUUCCCUUUCUCCUCACUCAGAACUCCAGGAGUAACCUUUGGAACAAAAGACUUCAAAGUGACAGCAGCCUGAGCCUCUGGCGAUACUGAAGUAGGUAAUCUGCUAAUGCAUGAAUAUUUGAUGUCUCUACAGCUAACUGAAGGAAAUUGGGAGUUGAUAUCAACUGGUGUGCUUUGUAGGAGCUCCUGACAAAUGCAGCAAUUACCUCUAAUCAGUUAAUUACAGCAUCCUUCUGUGACCUGCCUUCCAGUUGCUUGAGCUCUCUUUUGGAAGAGGAGUGAGAAGCUGUUCCAUUCAGAGCUCUUCUCUGGCUGCUUCACUGAGGAAAUGCUUCCUUGUUAUGCUAUUAGAAAAGACAUUGCCCUCUAAUGCCAUAGUGAAAGUCACUGGUGUGUCCUCAGUCCAUCUGGCUGCUCUCUUUUGUUGCCUUCACACCUGCAAAUGCCUGAGCAUCAAAUGAAGCUUAUGUUGCCUGAUUCAGGUUAAUCAAGAUAAUAGCAAGGAGGAAAUGGAAGUAUCUGUACUUGUUCCACAUUCAUUUUGUUAUGUCUUUGCAGCUGGCAAUCCCUGGGGAAGUGAACUUCAAUGGGGCUUCCAGCACUGUUUGCUGUCUCUGCAUUCUGCCUUUCUAGCAAUGACUGUUGAAGGAAGCCAGGUUAAUUUGUGGCAACAGAACUAAACCGCUUCCUUGUACUCAAUCUCCUAAGCUGAUGUUGUAGCUUUGAAUACAUUCAUAAGGGUAACUAUGAAAUAGCAGCUAACAAAUGAAAAUUGGUGCCACUUCAUGAUGGGACAUCUCUCUUUAGGGUUUUAAAUAGAAAAUAAUUAGAUAAAGGGUUGAUAAAGAGUAGGAUACACAUCGGAUGACUGAGUGAUAAAGUAAAAGCUGUCUUGAGGAUUGCUUUACUCCUUGCUUCCUGAAUGUAAAUUGUAUGAGGCUUUCGGUUACAUACCUUUAAAUCAGGUAUACAUACAAGUAUACAAGGUAUACAUACCUUUAACUCAUGCAUUGUCCCUGCGUGUGUGGACUCGUCACAGGGGAAGUGUCUUGGUUACAGUCUGAAUAACGAGGACAUGGGCUGUGUCCUGCGGCAUUGAGGCCUUAGGCAACUCAGUGAGAGGCUUUCUGUGCCUGCCAAGGGGCAGACACAGCUGGUGCACUUCUCCCUCUGGGUCAAACGCUGCCUGAGAGCUCCUGAAGCUCUUGGCUCCUGUCUCCACACAUUAUGGUCUCUGUCUGUGCUGUAACCAGCGCCCUGCGGGAGGGGGAAUUAAUGAAUUAACUACUUAAUGAACUGUCAGAUUGCCAAACCUCUGCGAGGGAUGAUGGGGAGAGGCCUGAGUGCUGGCUCUGGUUCCCCUGCGCUGCUCUCUUCCAUCAUCAGCAGUGCUGAUGUGCUCAGCCCUCUCUUGGGGCAGAGAUGCAUGGGUAGGUCUUGGUCCUCCUGCAGGGUUUUCAGCCCUUUGUCUAUGAGAUCCUGAGCUCUUCUGAAGGAAAAGCCUUUUGCUUAAAAGCUUGAGUGUGCUUUUUAAUCCUUUCUCCCUGUUUUCUUAGCUCCUGGCCUACUCACUGCAAUCCAAUGCGCCUUUCCCAUGCACUUGGCUGAGUGCUCAUUGGGUUGAGUUGGCUCAGCCUGAAGGGAUGCAGGUGUUGACAUGGUGCAGACUGCUCCUCGUGGGAAGGUGAAGCUGCCUGUGCUGAGCUAAGAAGUGAUGCAGGGGGGCUUGGAGCAAUCCCAGCCCGGCUGCUCCCAGCGCUGCUCGCAUCCCUGCCACCAGCGCAGGAAGGGAGGAGGAGGAUGCUCUACAGGCACUGAGGAUUCGGGCAUUGAAAAGCGUCUCUAAGCAGAGCCAUGCUCCACCUGGACUCAGCACUAGGGAUGCAGCCUAAGUACAGAGUAACAGGAGCUUUAUGAACGUCACCAGUGAGGCUGCAGGGCUUGAAAAGGACCUUCUGCAUUUGACCUGUGCCAAAGAGAAGCUGCUUGUGGGGAGAGCAGAGGCAGCAGCUGGGGCAAGGGGAGGAGAUGCAGGAUGCCGCUGGGAGCUGGACCAGGGAAGGGGCAUCCUUAGUCUCGCAGGAGCACAGGCUUCUGAAGCAGAUCCGGAGCUGCAGGAGUCAUGGAGGCACAAUGAAAGCAUAGGCAGCCCCAUCCCACUGGCAGGCACCGAUGCUCUGUGUCCCCCCCCAGCCACCAUGGAGCUCGCUAACAGCAAAGACUUCCAAUGGAAAACCCUGGCCCCGCUCCCGAGCCGCAGGGUCUACUCCACACUGGUGGAAGCCGGGGGGCAAGUGUUUGCCAUCGGGGGCUGCGAUGACAACGGGGUCCCCAUGGACUGCUUCGAGGUCUACUCUCCCGAGGCUGACCAGUGGACAUCGCUGCCCCCCAUGCCCACGGCCAGGGCUGGGGUGGCCGUGGCCACCUUGGGCAAGAGGAUCAUGGUGAUCGGAGGGGUCGGAGUGAAUCAGCUGCCGGUGAAGAUAGUGGAGAUGUACAACACCGAUGAGGGCAAGUGGAAGAAGAGGAACUCGCUGAGGGAGGCGGCCAUGGGCAUCUCUGUGACGGCAAAAGACUACAGAGUCUAUGCAGCCGGUGGGAUGGGAUCCGACCUGCGGCCGCACAACUACCUGCAGCACUAUGACAUGCUGAAGGACAUCUGGGUGUCACUGGCAGCCAUGCCCACACCCAGGUACGCUGCCACAUCCUUCCUGCGAGGCACCAAGAUCUACGUGCUGGGUGGAAGGCAGUCCAAGUACGCCAUCAAUGCCUUCGAGGUCUUUGACACUGAGACGCGGUCGUGGACCAAGUUUCCCAACAUCCCCAACAAAAGGGCCUUCUCCAGCUUCGUGCCCACUGAAGACAAACUCUUCAGCCUCGGUGGCCUGCGCCAGGGCCGGCUCUACCGGCAGCCCAAGUUCAUGAGGACCGUGGACAUGUUUGACAUGGAGCAAGGUGGCUGGAUGAAGAUGGAGCGCUCCUCCUACCUGAAGAAGAGGCGAGCGGACUUCGUGGCUGGCUACCUGAAAGGCAGAGUUGUCGUGGCAGGAGGACUCGGAAACCAGCCGACCGUCCUGGAGUCCACAGAAGCCUUCCACCCCGAGAAGAACAAGUGGGAGAGCCUCCCCCCCAUGCCCACCCCGCGCUGCGCCUGCUCCAGCAUUGUGCUCCACAACUGCCUGCUGGCCGUGGGGGGGGUGAGCCAGGGCCUGAGCAGUGCUGUGGAGGCUCUGUGCAUCUCCGACCCCUGACCGCAUCCUGCCCGCAGCAGUGGAGGUGAUGCUGGGCAGCACCCUGGGAGCCAGGGCGCAUGGUCCUUCCCUUCCCGGGUGCUGCCAUUCCAGCCCCAUGGAGGGGAGGAGCACGUUGGCCCCUCCAGUUGUCUGUGGAGCUCUGUGGGCAAUCCCAGGUGAAGGAACCGCUCACAGCUGCGUUGGGAGCAUCCGGACAGGUCAGUGGUGGGUCAGGAAGAGCUGGGGGGAUGUUGUCCUCUUUGAGCAUCCUGGGAUUGUUGUGUGCUUCCCGGCACGGAUCCUCUCGGCUGGCAACAAGGGAAACCCCUACCUUGCAGCCAGAUUCCGGGGAUCAUUCUUUUGCCUUCAUAGCAAGGCUUUUCCUGCAAACCUGUAGCAUUUGACUGUCAGUUUGGCAGAAGCUGGAGCUGCCAAUGCUCCUGGGAGGGAUGGAUACCCAAAUGACUGUUUCGGCCAGAGAUAAGACCUUCCUUUUGGCACAGGACUAGCACAAGUACUGCCUUUGCUGGGUUUCAUGCAAAGAUGCCCUCAACCUACAAUGUUCCAAUUUGGUUUUUAGCUGCGUUAGUGAUUUGGGAUCCUCCUGUCAGCCCUGGGAGAAGGGAGGUGAUGGUUUGCUCAGCAGAGCCAGAAUUCCCUGGCUAUCACCUCCUCUUUGGUUUCCUGCUUCCCAGGUACUUUGCGGGAGGGGUGUCAGAACUGUUGGGCACCAGUUCUAGCUUGUAGUUCUUGCACCAUUAAAUACUGUCUUC